AUGAUGAUUAUAGGAUUAUUGGGCGCAAUCGCUAGUGGUGCAUCAUAUCCAUUGAUCCUUCUCAUUUAUCAAAGCGUAGUUGAUUCGUUUGUUGCUAUCGGUCGAAAUCAAACGGGCUUUGAACCAACAGGAAAUGUCGGAUUAGGCUGUCGUAACAAAACAUCAUCAUCAAACGAUGCUAAUCUGUCACCUUACGACAAUAUAAUAUCGACUAUUAAAUGGUAUGCGAUAUUGGGCAUCUGUUGUUUUGUUCUUUUAUACAUUGCUUUUAACUGUUGGAUUAUAACAGCUGAACGUCAAGUUCGAAAAAUGAGAUAUGCAUUAAUGACAAACAUUAUGCGACAAGAUAUUGGUUGGUUUGAUCGUCGAUUGCCAAGCGAUCUUUCUGUUGGUCUACUCGUGGAUGCGCUUGAUAAUAUACGUGAUGGUAUUGGUUACCAAGUGGCGGAUUGUACGGCGCUUCUUGCUCGUAUCUUCGGUUGCUUAGCAUAUUCAAUAUCAGUUGGUUGGAAACUUUCCUUGGUUUUCUUAAGUAUUUCUCCACUGAUUAUUAUCACAUUUAAUGUUACAGUUGGUGUUAUGAAAAAGUUUACAAUCAUCGAAGGCAAUGCUUAUACAAAAGCCAAUGCAAUUGUCGACGAAGUCUUCUCAGCUAUUCGUACGGUAACUGCUUUUGGAGGUCAAAAACAUGAACGUGCUAGAUACGAGCAAAGUUUAACAGAUGCCAAGAACGCCGGCUUAAAAAAAGGUCUUUUUCUUGGUAUCAGCCAAGCAUUUGUCAACAUCACUUUGUAUGGUGCAAUUGCUCUUAUCUUUUGGUAUGGGCCAUAUUUAGCCCGCGUUGAAUGUUGGAACUAUGAUGCCGGUGUUGUCAUCAUUAUAUCGCCAAUCGAUUAUACCAAUUCUAUGGGAUUUCAACCACCAGUGGUUCGAGGUGACAUUGAAUUUCGUAAUGUCACAUUUAAUUAUCCGUCAAGAAAAGAAAAACAACCAAUUCUCAAUAAUUUGAGCUUACGUUUUGCUGCGGGAAAAACAACGGCAAUUGUCGGUGAAACUGGUUGUGGCAAAAGCACAGUUAUUCAACUAAUACAACGCUUUUAUGAUUCUGAACAGGGACAAAUUCUACUUGAUAAUGUUGAUAUUCGUCAUGUAAAUCUACACUGGCUUCGAUCAAAGAUAUCUGUUGUUUCUCAAGAACCUGUUCUUUUUACUGAUACAGUUGCUGAAAAUAUUCGAUUUGGUAAUAUGUCAGCCACUAGUGAAGAAAUUCGAGCUGCUGCACGAAUAGCCAAUAUUCACAACUUUAUCGAAGAUUUACCAGAAGGUUAUAAUACACUAGUACAAGGAUCACGCUUGGCAGGUGGACAAAAACAAAGAAUUGCUAUUGCACGAGCAGUAUUAUCGAACCCAAAAAUAUUACUUUUGGAUGAAGCAACUUCUGCAUUAGGUAUUGAAACAUGUUAUUGUAUUGAAGAUGAAACGAAUAUUUCAGUAAAACACUAUGUUGUUCAAAUAAAUGCAAAGAAUGAACGUGAGGUACAAAUUGCCCUUGAACAAGCUUCUAAAGGUCGAACAACAAUUGUCGUUGCUCAUCGGUUAACAACAAUCCGUCAUGCAGAUAUUAUUAUCGGUCUCAAAGCAGGUCAAAUCGAGGAGCAAGGAACUCAUGCUGAAUUAAUGAAACGAGGUGGUCAAUAUGCACAAUCAUUCAAACUUCAACGAAUAAUGGAUCCUCAUGACGAAGAUGCCGAAGACGAAAAUAAUGACAAACAUGAACCUGGUAUGUUACAUAACAGAAUUUGA
This is a messenger RNA of Rotaria sp. Silwood1, 1803 nucleotides long. The record is from the annotation of a GenBank genome assembly. NCBI's taxonomy places the organism in Eukaryota, Metazoa, Rotifera, Eurotatoria, Philodinida, Philodinidae.